UCCUAACGUUGUUGUACGACCCACUGAAGUAUCAAUACUGGGGAUUACUGGACACAGACUGCCCAUACGAGGAUGUUGUGAAUUGCUAAUCAGAGAUGAUAAUUCUUCAUACAUACCUUGUGAAUUUUUAGUUAGCGAAACAGGACUGUCAAUAUUGGGUUUAAAGAAUUUGAAAAGGCUUAAGGUGGAGUUGUCCUUCUUAGUUUCUAAAGAAAAUUCUGAUACUUUACUUAAAGAUUUGAUAGCUAUGUGUGCUAAGUGCAGUGGAGGUAUGAAAAUUAAGCCUAUAAAACUUCAUGUACAGGGUGAUCCCGUCUUUCUUAGAAGACGAAUAAUUCCUUAUGGUCUUCGAGAAGCAGUACAUAAGACAUUAAACGAUUUGUGUGUGAAAGGCAUAAUUGAACCAAUUCAGUCUUCAGCAUGGGGUACUCCUAUCGUUACGCCACUGAAGUCGGACGGCAAGACCCCUAGAAUUUGUGGUGACUAUAGAUUAACUCUGAACUCCCGUUUGUUGAAGCAAACGUGCACGACGGUAGAAGCUGAAGAUAUUCUAAAUCGACUUCAUGGUUCUAAAGUGUUCUCGAAAGUUGACCUGAAAGAUGCUUAUCUUCAAAUUCCUCUAGAUGAAUCUUCAUCUAUUUUGACGACAAUUAACACUCCUUUUGGUCUGUUCAAAUACAAUUUCCUUCCAUUCGGUCUAAGAUGUUCUCCAGACAUAUUUCAGGAAGUUAUGAAUAAAGUAGUUAGUGAUCUUGAAGGUGUUGAAGUUUAUCAAGAUGAUCUCAUUGUUCAUGGCUCUAAUAAGGUAGUUCAUGACCAGGGACUUAUUGCUUUAUUGCGUCGUUUAAUUGAAAAGAAUAUUACAGUGAAUCCAAAUAAGCGUUCAUUUUGUGUAUCUAGUUUUGAAUGCCUUGGAUACCUAGUUGAUGGUAAUGGUUUUAGAUCAGAUAUGAAACAACUAGCUCCACUGACUAAUGCACCGUCUCCAAAAAAUCUUACAGAAUUACGUUCACUAGUAGGUGCUCUUCAAUACUAUUCCCGUUUUAUUCCUAAUUUUUCUUGUCGUGCGAAUUGUUUAUUUAAUAUUUUAACAUCCAAUUCAUUCAAAUGGAGUGAGGAACAAGAGUCAUGCUUACGAAGUCUACUGAAGUUUCUUCAAAGUGAUGCUGUUCUUCGAACGUACUCCCCUAAUGUACAUUCUGUGCUUAUUACUGAUGCAUCACCUGUGGGAAUUGGUGCAGUUUUGGAACAGGAAGGUAGACCAGUUAUUUGUGUUUCACGCAAACUUACUGUUACUGAACAACGUUAUUCACAGACUCAGCGAGAAGCAUUAGCUGUGUUUUGGGCUGUUAAAAGACUUCAUAAAUAUUUAUUCGGAAAGAAAUUCACUAUUGUUACGUAUCAUGAAGCUUUAAAGUUUAUUUAUCAUCCUGAAAAAUCAUUAGCACGUUCCUCAGCAGCUAUAGUUCAGCGAUGGAGUAUUGCUUUGAAUGCAUAUGACUAUACGGUUCAGCACAGAAGUGCCAAACAGAUUCAACAUGUUGAUUACAUUUCUCGACAGCCAUUACAAGAUAAAUCUAUCAAUACUUCGGAUUGUUUGUUAGUGCAACCUUUACCAGUGAGACGUUCAGAUCUCAUUAGAGAAACUCGCAGAUAUUUUGGAUGUAUACUCAGUGCUAUAAGGAAAGGUUGGAAUGCUAAUUUGAAACGUAGAUUUCCUAUCUAUUUUUCAAAGCGGGAUGAGCUAUCUACUACUCCUGAUGGUAUUCUGUGUUUAAAUGAUCGUGUUGUCAUUCCUCCUUCAUUGCGUAAAUCUGUUCUUGAAGAUCUUCAUAGUGGUCAUUUAGGUGUUGAGAAAAUGAAGUCCUUGGCAAGGCUCACAUGCUGGUGGCCAGAGAUAAAUGCAGAUAUAUGUCGUACGGCAAACAAUUGUGAGAAAUGUCAUCAGUUGAAAAAUCAUCCUUCAAAGUGGGUGCCAUGGCCAGUAUCGUCUGAGGCCUGGCAGAGGAUUCAUGCUGACUAUUGUGGACCAUUUCUUGGUAAAUACUACGCACUAGUAGUCAUUGAUUCUUUUUCAAAGUGGCCUGAAGUUUUUUUCACAACUUCACCAAAUUCUGAUUUCACAAUACAAGCAUUAAGAAAGGUGUUUAUUCGAGAAGGAGUUCCCAUGGUGUUGGUGACUGAUAAUGGCUCACAUUUUGCUGCAGAUGCAGCCACUACCUGGUUGAACGGUAUAGGGUGCAAACAUCAAUUUACUGCUCCUAGACAUCCGUGUUCUAAUGGUCAGGCAGAGAAUUUUGUUAGGACAUUAAAGACUGCUAUUGAUUCUAUAGCCCCCUCAACAUUUAAUGAGCUGGAGAGGGGAGUAGAUACUUUUCUAUUGCAAUAUAGAAAUGCCAAACAUUCGGUGAAGAAGGAGACUCCAGCGAAGCUAUUGAAAGGAAGAAUUCUUCGGUCGAAUAUGAGAUGUUUGGAGUCUGAAGAAGUUACAUACUAUCGAGGAAAUGAUCUUCGACCAUCUACGGGUAUUGUUCUGAAGAAUGUCGGAAAAUCGAUGGUGCGAAUUCUAGACAUCGAUGACUUAAGUACACACAGUCGACAUGUAGAUCAAAUACAAUUUCAGGUACCAGGUGAGUCAGUUCCAAUUUCGAUUGUUAAUUCUAAUGCUAAUGAGCAUAUUCUAGAUAAUACAGAAUCCUUAUCCAAGACAAUGUCAGACAGAUUCAGGAUGAAUUUGAGAAGAAGAUGUACGAUUGAUUACAAACACCUAGACUCCAAUUUAAGCUGUGGCGGAUGUGGUGUUUGAAUGAACUAAUGA
Schistosoma guineensis is the source of this 2818-nucleotide messenger RNA. NCBI's taxonomy places the organism in Eukaryota, Metazoa, Platyhelminthes, Trematoda, Strigeidida, Schistosomatidae. The record is from the annotation of a GenBank genome assembly.